Molecule: messenger RNA, 13745 nt
Organism: Loxodonta africana (African savanna elephant)
Lineage: Eukaryota; Metazoa; Chordata; Mammalia; Proboscidea; Elephantidae
Gene: RUFY3
Product: RUN and FYVE domain containing 3
Exons: 18
Coding region: 11255-12928 (557 amino acids)
Biological process (GO): regulation of axonogenesis
Cellular component (GO): dendrite; axon; cytoplasm
Molecular function (GO): metal ion binding
Source: RefSeq, a predicted model, not a curated record
AUGGAGACCAUCUACCUUUGCAAAUUCCGAGUAUCUAUGGACGGAGAAUGGCUCUGCCUGCGAGAGCUGGAUGACAUCUCACUUACACCUGACCCAGAACCUACCCAUGAAGGUAUGGUCAGACCCCAUCUUCCGGCAUCUCACAGCAUCCUCAUUGUUACAGGAGGCUGGGUGGGUCAGGGAAAGGUAGGAAGAACCUAUAGACUAUUAACGCGCCUAAAACCUUUCAUCCCUAACUACCAGCCAGCUCCCCCCAUCUCACUUCCUGGCGGGGGGGGAUUUUCCCUGCCCCCUGAGAUAUCCUUUCAAAAGAUGCUGGUGCUUAUUUACAGCUCUUUGUCUUUAAGCCUCUAAACAGAACAGUGGAGGUCACUUACCACAUCUCAUCCUGAUCGCUAAUGAAAAAGCUUCUAAUUUUGUUCAUACAUUAAAAUAUUGUACAACUUGUAGUGAUUCUUAACAGAGUAAGUUAAAAGACAGCAUGAAUCUAAUUCUAGAGUUGUAAAUGCUAAAGGGAUAUCCUGUUAUAAAGAUAUAAUGUUAAAUAGGCAAUAACCUCUAGAAAAUACAUGAUAAAACAUUAUUUUUUUUUAAUUAAUAUGGACUUUUAGGUUAAAUGAGAAAGCAGUUUUACAUCCAGUGCUUGUUUAGUAAAUAUGGAAUCCAGCAAAAGCAUAAUGUCUUGAAAGGGUUAAACCUGAUUAAUAUGGUAAUCCCUAUCUUGGCCAUUGCUUUUUAUAAGUUACUUGUGGUCACUAUUAUGACCCAUUUGAAAUUUCCACUGUUAGUACCUUUGAGGCCUUUGUAGUGGACUUUUCCCCAGAACCUUCCUAGAUUAAGAGGAAUUUUCGACUUCUCCUUAAUUCUCUUUACUCAGUACUGUACGAAAAGAGUUGAUUUGAAUCAUUUCUGGAAAUUGUUUUGUUUUUAAUAUAACAUGGUGGCUUUUUAGCUAGCACUUAUUCCCUACCCUGAAAAUAAUGAAGAUAGAAAUGCCCAGAUAAGAGGAGAAAUUCUUCAUAAACAUCUGCCUGAUGUUUAGGUGUAUCUGUAAGGCAGAGGGCCCUAAACUGAUGGGUCAGAAAAAGUGCUUUCUUGCCCUUGACCUUGUGUUGCAAUCUUAUCGUGACUCAGAUUUCACCCUUUGUGUCUGUUAAGGAUUUAUUUUCCCUUCCAGGCUUAACCUUGAGAAAGUUUUAGAAGGUUAACAUCACAGAACCCAAAGCAUUAGUUUGGGAUAUGCCUUGAAGACAGUGUUUAAGUAGUUUUUAAGACCUUUUGAACCUUUUAACAAUUGGUUUGUCAUUUGGACAGCUUCUUUCACAGUAAGUUUCAGAAUGUGCUGAAGAGUCAGAAAACAUCAGCUGAAACUCCAUACAAUACUAGUACUGUUUACUAGAAUAGCCAAAGCUUUAAGAAUCAUCAGGGAAGAAAAAUAUAUUUUUGGAAGGCUACCAAGAAUUGUUUAGCAAAUGCCUCAGUUUGUACAUUUUGUGUAAAAAAAAAAAAAAAUUCUGUUCAUUUUGAAAGUCAUGCAAUGUGAAAUAUUCUCCUAUAAAUAAAUAUCAGUUUGUUGGUGUCUCAAAAAUAAUUUCAAACAAUUUUUAGUACCUUGGAUACUCUUUUUUUUUUUUUGAGCAAGAUUCCUAUGUGUAAACAAAAGUGAGCUCUCUGGCUCACACAAGCAUUUGCAGCAGUGCUGCUUGAACCCUUCAGCAGAUUGCUCAGUAAUAUGAAAAAUAUAUGACAGCUGCAACCUCAGGUGUAAGUGACACAUCCUUUGUUUAAAGAAAACAGACAAAUAGGAAGUUUCCAGGACCUAUAAGAGGAUGUGGAGGAAAAUAGAGAAAUGCUAACAACGAAUUUUGGAAUUGUGCCUUAAAUUGACCAGAGAAGCAAUUGUUUCACAUGAUUAGAAAUGGAAAUUAAAAAAAUAAAAAAUCACAAGCCCAGGAAAGAAUGUAUAGGUAUAGUAAUUUAGGAAACCACAUGGAGAGCUUUACGUGGAUCUUAUUACCUUGCUGUAGUGUCUGACUCUGAAUGCCUGAGCAGUCAUUUGGACCCAAGAAAUGUGUGUUUUCAGGUUAAUACCAGUGACAAUUGUUAGGCUUAGUUUAGCUGUAAGUAAUUAAGUUGUGGUCACCAGGCCAGUGAUGAGGUGAAUCUCACCUUGUUGACCUAAUGGAGAGCCUGGUACUUAAACACAUGGGAAUAUUCACAGGAUACUUUCUGGCUGAUAAUAGAGAGAAAGACUUCUGACCACACAUAUCCUGCAAUGAGGACCUGACUUCCACAGGAGAACACGGGCAAAAAGCAUAAGAUGGUAAUACAGACUGACAGUGUGUGGUCUCAGCAGUAUAAGCUUUGUAGUUUCCAAGUUUUGUUUUCUGAAAACAAAAUUCCUGCUCUUCACUGUGCAGCACAUACGGUGCAGCACACACACUGUGCAGCACAUCAGUGCUUAUUAAUGGUCGGUGAGGUGAUCUCUUUAAAAAAAAAAUACACUUUUUCUUAAACUAGCAUGAGCAAAACUACAACUUUAGUUGUAAGUAGAUUUCCCCUAAAGAGCCUAAGAUUCUGCAGCAGAGGGGAGUGAUCAGGAAAGCCUUCAUUGAGAGGCUUGCACUGGACCUUGAGAGAUAACUAGGUGAUCAGAAGGCAGAAAAGGAGGAGGGUGUUUCAGACAGUACACAGGGAGCACAUUGCUAGCUAGGAGCAUAGCAUCCUGUGUUUGGCAUAGCAGGGUGCAAUCCUGGAAAGACAGGUAGGGUCUCAACUGUGGCAGGUUUCCUGUGACCUAUGGAGAACUGUGGACUUGAUUCUCCAUCUAGGAAUAACAUGAACAAAGAUUUAUAUUGUGGAAUAAUCACUCUGGCAGCAGCUUAGAGGAUGGAUCAGAAGGGUAUAAGCCCUUCAGGGACCCUUACCAAGACUAUAAAAAAUGGUGCUAGUAAGAGAUGAUAAUCCCAAACUAAGGCAGUGAAAGUGAAGAGAGAACAAAAGGAACGGUUAUUUGAGAGGCAUAAUGCACUGGAUGCUAAGUGGCUGUGGAGUUGGAGGAUGAAGGUGAGGAGGCAGCUAGGAUGACUCCCAAGUUUCUGGAUUUCAGUCCUGGGUUAUACUCACCAGAAAGGAACAGAGAAAGAAGAGUGGGUUUGAGAGGUUGGGUCCCUGAUGCUAACAGAUUAUGAUUUAACUGUAGGAACAGUAUCACUUCAUCAGAUUAGCUUUACACAUACCCCAACAGAAGCAUAAGUCAGGUUUAUUCUUUUCCAAAUUAUAUACUUUGGGCUUGGUCUGUACUCCAACUUCCAUUAAGAAUCAAAUCCUCACAUUUAGUUGGAGGGUUCUAGUGAGUAAGAUUUAAAUGGACAUUCAGAUCUGAGAAGACGACUCCCUUUUUGUCACAUUGGCACUGGAGGACUAGCUUUGUGUAUGUACAACUCAUUUUUCAUUUUCCUGAUGCAUGGAAAUGACCGCUCAGAUUCUUUGAGUCGAUUUUGCUUAUUUUUAGUUUCUGAGAGCAUAGUAGAAUUUUAAGGUAAAAGAACUUCUAAACUCUAAAACACCAUGGAAUAUUUAGAGAAUAUAGGCCAGUUGUUUUUCUCAAGAAUGGAAACAAAACACCUGUUAGACUUUUAAGCAUCAUUGUAGUAAUUUAAGAAUGAUUCCGUUACUGAGAUUCUUUAUAGUUAUGAUUUUUUAGAAGUCCUGUGUUCGUUUGUUAUAAUUAACAAUUUGUGUUGAUUAAAAAAAAAAUUUUUUUUGACACUUUAAGAGAAUCUUUAAAGAAGGAAGUCCAGAGCCUUUCAAGGUUUAUCUCGUAUGUCAUUAAACCUGAAUUAGCUUAAAAGACAGCAGUAGUUGCAUUUCAAAAGAGAAAAUGGCAUUUUGUAUACAGUGAGACCUGUGGGAGCCUGAACUCCCCAGGACUGCGUUGUUUUUCUCGCAAGUUUUCCACCUUUGACAGGGUGCAGUCUUAACAAUUUUCUAUCACUCAUUUUAGUGGAAAAUAUUCUAGUUUUCCUUCCCUGACAGGUUUCCACUUUACACAGUUUCUGGCUUUCACAGAUUUUACUGUGUUACUUUUACUUAGUAAAGUGUUUUGUAGACGGAUUUUUGCAUAGGAUUUAUGGUCUAAGUCAGAUUGCUUACUUGUUCUUAAACUAAAUGUACCAUUUUUAGUCCAGUUUUCCUUUUUUUCCACACCCCUACCCUCCUGUAUCGUUUUUGGGAUAUUUUUGUGGCUUGAAUGACAGGCAAGUUAAAAAACUCAAUUUAAAGUAAUUCUUUUUUUCUUAUGUCUUUAUUAAAAUGGGUCUAAGUUGAAUUUUUUUAAGAUUUUUUUUUCCUGAUUAUAAAAGGAUGUUAAUUGUGGGGGAUUUGGAAAUUUGUAAGUAGAAUUUUGGCAUAAAAUCCAAGUGAUCAUGAAGAAAUCUGCUAAAUACCUAAUGAGUCUGUUUAGAAUUUGGUGGAUAUUGGACUGUGGAAAACUGUGGCUCUCGGUAUAGGGAUAUAUCUGAAAACUCAUGACUUGGGUCUGAAAUGCAGUUAUUGUUUUACAUAGAGGGUUUAGUUUGAAAAUGCUAGCAAGUUUUGGCUUAGGAAACUCAGUUACAGUAUUCUCUUAAUGGAGAAUAACAAAGAACAAAAUGGGAUUUCUAGUAACUGCUUAGAAGAGUCACUUUAUCAUUGUCUUAAAUCAAUUUAGGCAUCUGGUUUUAUAGCCUGGAGUUUGGGGUUGAUUUAGCUGUUCGUGCUUUCAGCUGCCAUGAUGGUCAUUAAUGUAGAGCUAAUAGUGGCUAAAAGCAUAUAUUUUGUAUCUUGGAUUUGGAGUUAGUCCCGUACCCUAUUACUAAGCCAUAUGACCAUGGAAGAGUUACUGAUCUCUCUUGGCCCAAGUUUUCCUCAUCUUUUAGUUAUACCUACUUCAUAGUACCUACCUGAUGGUAGGCUGAGGGGAUUAAAUGUGAUAAUUUAUAAAACCCGUUGCCGUAGAGUCGAUUCUGACUCGUAGUGACCCUACAAGACAGAGUAGAAGUGCCCCAUAGGGUUUCCAAGGAGCGGCCAGCGGAUUCAGACUGCCAACCUUUUGGUUAGUCAAAUGCUUAACCACUGCACCACCAGGACCCCAAUUUAUUAAAAAAAAAAAAGCACCCUGUAAAUGUUAGCUAAUUGCAUUAAUGGUUGUUCAUGGAACAGUAAUUUCAGCUUCAGUAGUUUAAGCCACAUUCACAAAUUUAUUUACAUUUUAAUUUAUAUUCCUGUUUUUACAUCGAACCUUCUGGAACAGUAUUCUGCAAAGGUGGGUAUUAGUAGUUUAAAUUCAAAUUUUAGCAUUGUCUUUUCUUGGACCUUUAUAAACACAAAAAUAAUCAGUUAAAAAAAUUCAGUUUUCAAAAAUGUGUGCUUUUCUAUUAACCUUUCAGGGAUGGGAAAUUUGACAUCAAGAGGUGAUAAUCGAUGAUAAGUUUAAUACACAAAUAAACCAUUUGGCCACCAAGGCAAAUAGAAUCUUUGAAAUUAUUUUUCAACUGAGAAAAUCUUCUCAAAUAUAGACAAUAAGAAACAGGCUAUGAACAAUGACAUAUUGGACAGACACAUUGAGACAAGAACCUUUGCUCACAUCUUUGAUUUUUUUUUUAUAGAGAACUACGUGAUGGUGCAGGAUUCAUAAUGCUAUUAUCAUUGCAUCACUCUGUGAUUUUUCCCUGGUAGUUACACUGCGUGGUAUUCAUUUAGAGUAGCUGGUAUUUAUAAAAAAAAAAAAAAAUUUUUUUUUUUGGUAUUUAUACUGUAUUGUGUAAAGAGAUAACUUGUAUGAAACAUCUAUGGUUAUAGUAAUUGCAGUGUACUAUAUGCAAGGAAUUUGUUUUGAUCUAUUGAAUAUUGGUCAGGAAUAUUUAUUGGGCAUCCCUUAAUAUAUAGUCCGGUGAGCUCACAGUCAAGGUUGAGGAAUGAAACAAAGAUAUCAGAGGCUGCUGUACAAUAAGUGUUGCCAAAGGACAAUUCCACUUUUUAGACUUGGGACAUGGAAUUCAAAGCAAGAUAGCACUUAGUGUGACCACUUUUCCUAAAGGAUAGUGUGGGUACAGAUUUGGAUCAGGUUUUUCCAAUUAAUAGGGAAUGCGCGACUGUAUAGAAAUAUAAUAAGCAAGGAAAGAGCCUCUGAAGAUGAAAUGGAAAGUCUUUGCAUUCAGUGACUAUGGAAAAUGUCUGGUGCAGAGAAAAUCACUACUGACAUUUACUAACAUACUUUUAUUCAGUAAUGAUCACUGCACACUAGUACAACCCCAGCCUGCCUGGAAACUGCAUAUGUUUAAGGUACACGCCCCAGUGAGUAUGUUGGCAGGGGAAGCCAAAUGGCUGUUUACCAAGAGAUUUCACAGCAGGAAUUCAUUACAGUCUAGUGCAGGGCUUCCAAACGUGGGAUUCAUGAACUCCCAAAAAUUAUACAUAAAAUUUUGUAUCUGUGCAAUUUUUUUCUGAGGGAAAAAAUCCUUAGUGUCUUUUAGAACUUCGGAAGAAAUAAGGAAUGUUUAGUAAACAUGCAGUUUUUAUCAUUAUAAGAUCAGACCCUCAGCCCUUGAUUCAACAAGCAUUAAAUAUCCUGCUUGAUGCCCAGCACUGUGUUAGGUCCUAGAAUUACAGCACAGUGAACAAGCCUGGUCCUCUGUAUUUUCUGAGCUUAUUGACAAGUACAGUGUGGGAUGUUUCAAACAAGUAAAAUGGCAGUCCUGUUACAGUGCAAUGAUUACAGGAGGGAAAGUCCAGAGUGCCAUGGGAAUGUAGAGGAGGGGCAGCAAAUCUUGUCUUGGGGGACUCCAGGGAAGAUGUCCAGUUGAAGUAGUGUUUGAGUUUAAGGCAAGACCUGACAAAUGUACAGGUGUUACCUAGGCAUAAACUAGAAACUGAGGUGUGGAAGGGAUGGGGAAGAAACAGCACAUGCAGAGACCCAAAGGCCAGAACUGAAAGAUUGUCAGUGUGUCUUUUCAGCCCUUUGCUUUGUAGUAAAUUUUACCUUUAUUAGAAAUAUUAAUAGAGUCACAUGCUCUAUUAGGGACAAAAAUAUUAGAGGUUGUGAUGAAAUAGCAGUGUUUUCAUCCUCUUCUGGUUGUCCAGAGGAGUCCUGGUGGCACAGUGAUUAAGUACUCAGCUGCUAACCAAGAGGCCGACGGUUUGAACCCAUCAGCCGCUGCAUGGAAGAAAGAUGUGGCAGUCUGCUUCUGUAAAGAUUUACAGCCUUGGAAACCCUACGGGGCAGUUCUCUGUUCUACAGGGUUGCUAUGAGUUGGAAUCGACUUGGCUGCAGUGGGUUUUUUGAUUGGUUGUGCAGAAUAUUAACUUUUUAACACUAAAAAUGUGAAAUUUUUUAACUGAUUAAUCUCAUUACGCAGUGAUUAAGUUCAGCUUGUGCAUUUUUGUAGUUUAAUAAAAUAAGCAUAUAUUAAACCAUGUAAUAAGUGAAUUUUAAUAGGCCUCUUAAAUAAGACUUAAUAAGAACUGUUUUUCCCUCAUCAAAUAGAAAAAUGAAAACAACUAUUACUCUUCAUAUUGAAUAGCAUAAACGUGUAAAUUUGUGGCUUGAAUUCCUGUUUUCAUUAUGUGUGACUCCUUCCUUAGUCUUUUGAUGAUGAGCACGUGUUUCUUAUCAUAGGCAUGUAAUGCUCAGAAGUUCUUAAUGAAACCACUUAACUGAAAAAAAAAAAAAAGUUGAUGAAAAAUCAAAGCUUCAGUUGUUUUCAUAAAUUUGUUAAUUGUAUCAGAAAUAGCACUUAGCUAUAAAUGCCCUUUCUGUGUUUAAUAAAACACCUGUGUACACACACAGGUGUGUGUGUGUGUGUGUGUGUGUAAAAUUACAUAAACCAGAUUUAAGGCAUCUGGUUAUUACAGUUUUCUGUUAUGAUUAAACAGCAAUCGUCCGUGUUUAGGGCCUACAUACAUGUUUAGGAUGUAAAGACGUAUAUAUGUUUUCCAUUCCCCAACAAAGUCUCCAUUUUGUCUUUCAUUUUCAUUUCCACAACUGCUAGGAUCUGAUCAUGUCACCCACUUUUCAGCAUUUCCCCAAACCCAUGUCUUCUCUAUACUACUGCUUCAUUCUUUGUACACUGCCAGAUGAGUCUUCAUGAAAGUCACUUUUCAUUCUAGUACAAGAGCCUGUUUCAGUUUACCUUCUGUAUUGAACAUAGUUGUUGUCGUCAAGUCACCUCUGACUUAUGGCAACCCCAUGUGUUACAGAAUAGAAUUGCUCCAUGGGGUUUUCAAGGUUGUGACCUUUUGGAAGUAGGCCUUCAAGCCUGUCUUUCUAGGCACCUCUGGGUGGGUUCAAACUACCAGCCUUUCAGUUAGUAGUCCAGCUGCUAGUUAGCACCAGCCAGGGACUCAUUUAACACAAAGUAUUCCUGAAAAAGUGGUGGUGGUAUAGCAGGAGGAAAAGCUAUCAUUCAUUGAGCAGUUACUUGGUACCGGGAAGUUUGCUGUGUCAUUUAAUCCUCACAACAACCCUUUAAGCCUGGGUACUGUUAUUGUCACCAAUUUAUAAAUAAUGAAAAUAACAUUUGGAAAGCUAGCAAGUGAUAGAACAAGGAUUCAAACUCAGACAGCCAUGGUUCAACCCAUAUGCAACACUCCUAUGCUAGAAUUCAAUGAGUCCAAUAACCGACUUGCUUGUAAUAAGGGAAUUCUCCUUCCCAGUCUUUGGUGACAUAUUUCCAGCAGUUUUGUAUGUAAUUUAACACAGCAUUGGAAAGCUUAAAUCCAGUGAGUAUCCAAAUAAGGCCAAAAAAAUAGAUUGUCAUCAAUUAAAUGACCUGACCUUUUUAUGCACUCAUUUUCUUUUUCCUCUUUCUACUCAUUUUUAUAAAAUAUGUAUAUAAUAAUUGUGCAGACACAGCCAAACAGCAAAAGUAGUACACGAAAUUAACCUAUCUGAUCUCUACAUGCUAAAUGUAAUAUGUUUCUCAAGCUGAUGUACAAAAAUGAUGUGAAAAGCAUUUUGUGAUAGCAGCGUGUUCAUAAUUAGGGAUUGCUUGAAAUAGUAGCAACACUGAAUCCUUAACACUGCCAAGCAUUGCCAUACCCUCCUUUAAGUAACUUUAUAUAUCCAACGUUUUUUCAGACUCCUUUUCGAUAUACUUAGUCCUGCCAGGCUGUUGAUUCUGAACUUCACCAAAACUCCGAUUAUUCUCGUCAUACUGUUCCCUCUUAAGAUUCUUCACUCCGAUACUACGGUAAAUCAGGAAAGGGAAAGGACUCCUGACUCCUUUCACUUGUUUAAAUGCACUUGGAAUUAUUCUCCAGUUAUUUAUUUGAUGCUUCCUUUAUAAAAAGUAUAUAGGAAUUUCUUUGGAGCAUGACUUGACUUUUCCAUGUUUCAGAGGGCCUCUUACUACUGUGUACUGUUUAUGGUCUGUGCCCAACAAACUCUCGAUGAACUCAGUAAUGCCCUAACCCAAAAACCAAACACAUUGCCAUUGAGUCGAUUCCAACUCAUAGCCAGAGGACAGGACAGAGUAGAACUGCCCUAUACAGUUUCCAAGGAGUGGCUGGCGGAUUCAAACUGCUGACCUUUUGGUUAGCAGCUGAACUCUUAGCCACUCUACCACCAGGGCUCCAAUAAUACCCCAUAACCACAGAAAAUAAUUCAUUUUAAAAGAUAACAUAAUGCCUUCCAUAGUUAUUUUUAACUAGUUACAAUUUAAUUUAUGGUUUCUGUUUUUUUAAUUUUCUUCUUUUUUUUUUAAUCAGCUAUCUCAUUUUUCAGACUCAAUGUAUAUUAUUUGGGAAACAGUAGUAUAAUGUAGCUGUUUCAAAUAAAGUAGCUUUUUUUUCUUUUUUAAUCUCUCUAUGAGUAAGAUUUAGUGCUGAUGAAGGUAUGUGUAAAACUCAGGAGCUCUGCUAGUAGGAGUGUAAAUUCGUACAGCUCUUGUGGAAAUCACUUUUUCAGUGUGCAUCAGGACCCUUAAAAAUUAAUUCCCAGGGGUUAUGCAGCCAAAGAAAAUAAUCAGUGACACAUAGAAAAAGUUUAUGUAUGUAUAUUUGUCACAGUAUUAUGAUUUAUAGUAGCAAAACCUUGACAGCAAUUUAAUUAGCCUAAUAAGGAAAUUGUUCAAUAAAUUGUAGACCACUUAUCCAGCAACCAUUAAACAUUGUGUUGUAGAAGAAUGUAUAAUGGCAUGGGAUAAUGUUUAGAAUAUAAGUUUAAAAAGCUGGCCCCCAAGCCACAUAUACACUGUGGUCCCAAUUUUAUUUAAAAUGCACGUGAGUAAAAGGAAAUGUACCAAAAAAGGAUCAUGGAAUUACAGGAGAUUUUUAUUAUGUUCCUCAUAUUUCUUUACAUCUUCAAAAUAGCCUACAAGAGGAUUUAAAACAAACAGACACACAAACCUGUUGCUAUUAAGUGUAUUCCAACUCAUAGCAACCGUAUAGGACAGAGUGGAACUGCCCCAGAGGGUUUCCAGGGAGCGGCCGGUAGAUUUGAACUGCUGACCUUUUAGUUAGCAGCUGAACUCUUAAGCGACUGCACCACCAGGGCUCCACAAAAGGAUAUUUUAUUAUAAUCAGAAAAUAAUGCUAUUUUUUAAAGAAAAAAAGCUUUAUGAUAAUUAUAGGAGCACAAUCAUCCGUCCAUCGGACUCAUUAAGUACCUUCCGUGGCAGAGUUUCACAUACCCACAAGCAGGAGCAAUCGCUAGAAAGUGGAGCUUCUGCUUUGGACUGGAUUUCCAGUAUGCUUUCCCCACAUUUCUAUUAGAUGUUUGAGUUUUUUCAGGCCACAGACCUGUGUUUGUUUACCGGGAUGCUUUGUUUUCUCAGCUGCUGGAACGCUGCAUGCAGUGCACAGGUGGCUCGCGGUAUCUAGACUUGGAAGCAUUUUCUCCAGCAUUUCAUUUUUUCCUUUCCUAAGAGUUCUGAAAAUAAAACCUGGAUCACCAGGAUUCUCUUUUUCACAGAAUCAUGUUACUGUUUUUUGCUUUCGCUGUGGCAUGCCCCCGUUAAUAAUCUGCCCUUGGUGAGAUUACUGGAACAUUUGUUGCCACCAGUCUGGCUAGACUGAGAUAUUCUCAGGUUCUCUGUGUUGUGGUUACGUUGCGCACAAGGCAGUCUUUGUGAACUUCUCAAACGGAGAAGGUCGUAGCUUUUAAUACCAUCUCAGAAGCCUACAAAGCACAGUUCUUUGGACAAGAUCAUCCCUUCUUGCUUCUCUGCCCUGAGAAUAACCCAGCUAGCUACCCUUUCAAGAUCCUAAUUAUCUCAUGGCUAACGAACGCAUGAACCUGAUGAACAUGGCUAAGCUGAGUAUCAAGGGCUUGAUUGAAUCAGCUCUCAACCUGGGGAGAACUCUGGACUCCGACUACGCACCUCUCCAGCAGUUCUUCGUGGUGAUGGAGCACUGCUUGAAACAUGGCUUGAAAGCCAAGAAAACUUUUCUUGGACAAAAUAAAUCCUUCUGGGGGCCUCUAGAGCUGGUAGAAAAGCUUGUUCCAGAAGCUGCAGAGAUAACAGCAAGUGUUAAAGAUCUUCCGGGACUUAAGACGCCAGUAGGCAGAGGAAGAGCCUGGCUUCGUUUGGCAUUGAUGCAAAAGAAACUCUCAGAAUAUAUGAAAGCCUUGAUCAAUAAGAAAGAACUCCUCAGUGAAUUCUAUGAACCCAAUGCCCUUAUGAUGGAAGAAGAAGGAGCCAUAAUUGCUGGUCUCCUGGUGGGUCUGAAUGUCAUUGAUGCCAACUUCUGUAUGAAAGGAGAAGAUUUGGACUCUCAGGUUGGAGUCAUAGAUUUUUCAAUGUAUCUCAAAGAUGGGAACAGCAGUAAAGGUAGUGAAGGAGAUGGUCAAAUUACUGCAAUUCUGGACCAGAAGAACUAUGUAGAAGAACUCAACAGACAUCUGAACGCUACUGUAAACAACCUUCAGGCAAAAGUGGAUGCAUUAGAAAAAUCUAACACAAAACUGACAGAAGAGCUUGCAGUUGCAAACAACAGGAUUAUUACCUUGCAAGAAGAAAUGGAACGAGUUAAAGAGGAAAGCUCCUACAUAUUGGAAUCCAAUCGGAAGGGUCCUAAGCAAGACAGAACUUCAGAAGGGCAAGCACUGAGUGAAGCAAGAAAGCAUUUAAAAGAGGAAACACAAUUGCGACUGGAUGUUGAAAAAGAGCUGGAGAUACAGAUUGGCAUGAGACAGGAGAUGGAAUUGGCCAUGAAGAUGCUGGAGAAGGAUGUCUGUGAGAAGCAGGACGCCCUGGUGUCUCUACGGCAGCAGCUGGACGAUCUCAGGGCUCUCAAGCAUGAACUUGCCUUUAAGCUGCAGAGUUCAGACUUAGGAGUAAAACAGAAAAGUGAACUAAACAGUCGCUUAGAAGAGAAGACUAAUCAGAUGGCUGCUACCAUUAAACAACUGGAACAAAGAUUGCGCCAGGCUGAGCGAGGCCGCCAGUCUGCCGAGUUGGAUAACCGGCUCUUCAAGCAGGACUUUGGAGACAAGAUCAACAGUCUGCAGCUGGAAGUGGAGGAGCUCACCAGGCAGCGGAACCAGCUUGAGUUAGAACUAAAACAGGAAAGAGAAAGAAGGUUACAAAACAACAGCAAUGUCCCAGGAAAGGGUUCACAGAAGACAGAACCCAAAACGGAUGGGAAGCACAGAAUUCAAGAGGAAAAUGUUAACCUAAAAAAGCCCUUGGAAGAAAGCCACAGGCUGCAGUCUCACCCCAUGGAUCAACAGGAUCAACCUCUGCUCUCUGAAAAGCCACAGGUGUGUCAGCUAUGCCAGGAAGAUGAUGGCAGCAUAAAAAAGAAUGUGUGUAAGAACUGCAAAGGAACCUUCUGCAAUGCCUGUUCAACAAAUGAACUGCCUCUCCCUUCAAGUAUCACGCCUGAGCGAGUGUGCAAUUCCUGCCACAAGCAUCUGAUGAAGCAGUAUUCCACCAGCCCGUCGUAAGACAGGAGGCCAAGCCCUGGACCAAAACUUUUAUGCAGGGCCAGCCCCUACCUGUGCUAGAUGUCACGAUCCCCUAAAGCCCAGUCCUUAGGGUCAACUAAAGGGCUGACAGAGAGGAGUUAUUUACAUACUGCGAGUCCAGGGAGAAAAAGCAGAGGUUGGGGAUGCUGGAAAUUUUGCUCAUUUUUCUUAAUUACUGUAUGAAUAAAAGUUAUUCAGUUGAGCCUUUCUCUUCUCAGUCUAAAUAACCCCACUUUGAAGGGUUUACUGUAUAGCAUAUAUUUGAAAAGGCUGUUCAUUUUUAUGAAUAGUGAUAAUUCUGGGGUAGAUAUAAUAGAAGAGAGUGGUCUAAGCACUUAAGAGUAAAGAGGAAAUUGAUCAUCUCCCUCUUAUAUAUUGAGAGGAAAGAUAAAUGUUAACUGAGAUGAAAAUGACAGAUAUUAUGUAUUUCCCCAGGUGCUGCUAGACUUAAACAUUAUUUCCUCUUCACCCCCAACUACCUCUUCUUUAAAAUUAUCUCUACCAAACUGUGAACCCAAACUCAGGGGGAAAAAAAAAGAGUAAUAUAAAUUCUGAGCGUACUUGAAGCAAUACUAUAUUAUGAUUUCAGGGCCAGAAGUUUUCUGGUAUUGGCCUACAGAUGUUUUCAUUAUCAAAAUUAAAAGGCAUUUGCAGUUUUUCUACUUAAUGCCUUUAAAAGUAAGUAUCUGCCCUUUUCAGGAUCUCCUACCACAAAGCAAGCCAACAAAGCAAGCCCAGUCCAUUCCUCCUCCCAAAGUCGUAAAGGAAAUUAUAAAGAGCUUUCAAAAUAGGGUUU